Rhineura floridana is the source of this 2606-nucleotide messenger RNA. Its product is annotated as epididymal sperm-binding protein 1-like. Gene Ontology annotation, molecular function: heparin binding. Gene Ontology annotation, cellular component: cell surface. Bases 192 to 1271 code for a protein of 359 amino acids. NCBI's taxonomy places the organism in Eukaryota, Metazoa, Chordata, Lepidosauria, Squamata, Rhineuridae. The transcript has 10 exons. The record is from RefSeq and is a predicted model, not a curated record.
CAACCCUAAGCUUUGCCUCCACUGUGUCUGGUGUACAGAAGUGGAGUGUUUUACUGCUGAAGCAAAAAUGGGAGUGGCCUAAUGCUGUUGGAAAAGCUGUGGGAGGAAGAUGAGGCUGAGCGGAGACUAUAAAAAGAGUGAGCAUGAUGUGCAGUCUUCAUGCCUGUCAGAUUCCCUGACUGAGAGUAGAGAUGGUUCCCUUCAUAGCUUUCCUCAUGUACACCUGGGCUCUUCUACCAAUACUUGUAGCAUGUAAAGAGCCUCCACCCUGUGUCUUUCCCUUCCUUUUCAAUGGGAGAUACUACUCUUCAUGCACCCAGGACGGCACUCCUGACCAGCAACUGUGGUGUGCCACUUCUGAGAACUACGACAAGGACCACAAAUGGAAGCCAUGUGCCAUUAGUGAGUACGGAGGUAAUGCGGAUGCAAAACCCUGUGUCUUUCCCUUCAUCUACAUGGGCCAUACUUAUUACACCUGCACCAACAAAUUUGCACAUAAAGGGAGGUAUUGGUGUGCUACAACGGGGAGCUACGAUAAGGACAAGAAGUGGAGCUACUGUGCUGACACCAGACUAGAUGCAAGUUACCCUACAGGGGCCUGCUCCUUUCCUUUCAUCUUUGAAGGCAAGGCAUACUCUGCUUGCACAACAGAUGGGAGACCUGAUGGGAAGCUCUGGUGCUCUCUUUCCAGCAACUACGAUGCGAAUCCAAUGUGGACAUACUGUGAGCCCUCAGAUCCUGCCCCCUGCAUCUUUCCCUUUAUCUUUAGGAACAAGUCCUACUCUUCCUGCAUAAAGGAAGGGAGUUCUGAUGGGCAACUGUGGUGUGCCACAUCGCCAAACUAUGACAGGGACAGCAGAUGGAAAGCAUGCUCCCUUCAAGAGCAUGGAGGAAACUCCAAUGGCCAGCCUUGUUUCUUCCCUUUCACCUACAAGAACCAGACAUUUAAUGACUGCACCAAUGAGGAUGAGGAGAACGUCAGGAAUGGGAGAUUCUGGUGUUCCACUACAGAGAACUAUGAUGUAGACCACAAAUGGAGCUUCUGUGCUGACACAAAUUUGAGAAGUGGAGAGGUGAUAUUAGCAGGACAAGAUGGAGAUCAGUGUGUCUUUCCUUUCACCUACAAGGGCAAGACUUACACAGGUUGUACAUCAGCUGGGACGAUCAACUGGAAGUACUGGUGCUCUCUCACCAAAAACUAUGAUGCGGAUCGCAAGUGGAAAAACUGUGAGCCUUCAGAUUUAAAAAAGCAAGAUGAGCCUCAGCCUUAAAGAUAAGAGACACCAACAACUAUUACCAAAACCAGUCGACCAAUAUCCUGGACAUCUGUGAUUCCCACCAUGUUAUUUCACUAGUGGGACAUGGCUAUCAUUCAUCUAGGUCUAUCCUGUUUCUAUCUAUGCCACAACUAGGAGUAAAGUCUUUUACACGGAUGUCAGCUGCUGUUCAUCCCUGGCCUGGGAUUCUGAUUGGGACCUGCUCUCCAAAGAUGCUUCACCCUCAUCAGAGCUUGCAAAAGUUACUUUUUUGAACUACAACUCUCAUCAGCCCAAUCCAGUGGCCAUGCUGGCUGGGGUUGAUGGGAGUUGUAGUUCAAAAAAGUAAUUUUUCCAAGCUCUGACCCUCAUCACAGAUGACAGUUCAGAAACACCAUCAGUGUAUCUAACAGUGUCCCCAUUCCAUCCCAGAUCCCCUAACUGAUAUUCAACCCCCUCCUCUCCUUUUCUCACAUGAAAAGCAGCUCUGUGCUCAAAUUCUGAUAAAGAUCUAAUGUUGCUUUACCUGACCAGCUACAGGUCUUUGGAUUAUACACAUGCUAGCACCAGGUCAAAUAUAGAUAUAUCAAUUAAAAUUAAACACUAUUCCUCAUACUUUGGAUGCUUACAAUUGUAUAAUUGUGUGUCUCCUGUGUAGCCAUGAUUUCACCUUUUCAGCAAUUAACAUAUGGGUUUUUAUCUGGUUUAUCAUUAAUCAUCCACAGAUUUUAAAGUUUCUGGUCCUUAUGGUUGUACAGAAGUGCUUAAACAGGGUGGGCGGUGGUGCCUGGUGAAAUGUUAGGAGCUCGAGUGGUAUGAAUAGACAGUUCAGUGAGUGGUAAAGAGAAAAGAGUACCACCUACAGCAUCUCCUCAUCCAUAGCUGCUAUUCUCUGUCCUCUGCUUAUUGGAAUAAACUGUUUGAAGAAAAAGAGCUCACUUGGGAUAAAAUCUGAAAUAUUUCACAGUUGCUAAUAAAAAGAGGCACUGCAUAAUCCAUCCAUCCUGAGCUUUCAAGAACUGAUGAGGCCAUUCUGUUCUGGGCACCUAUGUAAUUGACUUCUAUGUACCACUGUGUACCUUACAUUCUGAUGACAUGUGAUGAAGUGUAAGUGAUGUUAAUACUGAUAGAUGUACACAAAACUUUUCAACUGGAAAAUGAUUGUGGGUCAAUGAUUGACCAAGGUAGGUGUAACUGCAUCCUCAUGUAAUGGCUUGGUGGCUGUAAUAAUUCGAUGAGCUUUUCAAACUGUCUUAGAAGGGUUGAUUGCUAAUGAUUUCAAACUUGGGGGAGUAUUUUUUCUCACUUCUCCACUGCAGAGAUGAAAAAAAUAGAUUGUUUAUUUUACCA